AACUAGUUUGCAGUGAAUGUGAAUGAAAAUACCUAGUAUGUAAAUGUCCUUGUUUCUGAACUGAAGCGGAAGAUUGAAGCGAAAUCACGUGACCCAGGCGUCAAGAAAUCAGCUGGGACUCGGAGUUUCACUCAGGAAAUCCAGGUUUGGUGAUUCAUUCUGUGAAGAUCUCCAUCAUGUCUGGAUCAGGCGGGGUUGACCCAAAUAUGCUGGCACAGACUAUAAGUUCAAAUAUCCAGAGAAUAACAUUGCUAACUAAUGAAAUCCAGCAGAUGAUGAGACAUUUUGGAACAGCACAAGACACGACUAACCUGCGACAGACAUUACAAGAGAAACAGCAGAAGGUCAAUCAGCUUGCUAAAGUGACAGACAAAUACAUGAAAGAUUUCAGUGCUUUACCUGUGACCACAGAACAGCGGCAAAGAAAAAUCCAGCGAGAACGUCUCAUCACUGAAUUCUCCAACGCGCUAGCCGUUUUCCAGAAAGUUCAGCGGGAGGUAGCAAAGAAGGAGAAGGAGUUUGUGGCGCGUGUCCGAGCAAGCUCGAGAGUUUCAGUUGGUGAUAAAGAUGAUGGGUUUGGAGGAUUUUCAUCACCCUUUCAAAGUGAGGUUCAUGCUCAAACUCAGAGCUAUGAUGAAGCCAUCACAGAGGAAGAUCUGCAGCUCAUUCAGGAGAGAGAAUCAGCAAUCAGACAGCUGGAGUCGGACAUCACAGACAUUAAUGAAAUCUUCAGAGAUCUGGGCUUGAUGGUGCAUGAACAGGGAGACAUGAUCGACAGUAUAGAGGCCAAUGUUUCAAAUGCAGAGAUCAAUGUGCAGUCGGCCACACAACAACUGAACAGAGCAGCAAGUCACCAGACGUCAUUCCGCAAGAAGAUUUUCAUCCUGAUCGCUGUUCUGAUUGUGCUGGCUGUCAUUAUUGGUUUGAUUAUCUGGGCUUCUGUCAAAAAAUAAGCAUAUCAUCUGAUGUCCCACAGCAUUUGCACUGGCAUGUUUAUAAUGAGUUAUGGAGGUUUGUCACUAAGUGAAGCUGUCUUGAGUUGCUUUCUAAAUACAGUUAAGAUAUUGCCACUAACAGAAUAUAUAAUAUAAGUUAAGCUCUAUGGACGGCAUGUUUGGUGUGUGGUUCAUUACCACAGAAACUUAUUUUAACUCCACUUGUUAAAACAUGCAUUGGGAUAAACAUUCAACAGAGACUGUACAUAGAGCUUAACUUGUGUUUAAAAUAGUUUUAACAUUGUUACUGUUAACAGAUAAUCAUUCCAGCUUCAUGCAUCUUUCACCCAUCUGGUUUGUUAUAGAAGCUGCCAUUCCUGAUAGCACAAUAUGCUAAAUAUGAGAUUUCAUUGGUUGAAAAUGGCACGGAUGAAUGUGUUUAUCUCUGACAGUUAGUAUGAAGCUGCUGCUAUAAAGGUGAAUAAGUGCACUUCACUUUUAAACUGCUCUCAAACACUGUAUUUGAACAAAUAAAUAAACAAAUGAAAACACACUACCAGUCAAAACAUAAAUCUAUUCAUAAUAAAAAAAAUGAGUAAGUGUGGCAAAAAAUUUGACUGGUAGUGUAUUUUCAGGUUCAUUCAUUUUUUUAAAUAAGUGGGAUAAUGUGUGAAUCUCAAGCACAAUACAAAAACAGUGAAAAUUUUAUGGACUUUGAAAAUGUCUGUGGAGUUGAUUAUAUGACCCUACAAAGUCUCUCAUGUCCAGGAAAAUGUAAAGCUACUGCUGAUUGAUGCGUUUUGUGUUACUCAAUUCCUUUUAAUCUUGUUAGUUAUUAGCCAUGUGUUCAGUCUCACUGUGCCAAAAUCAUCUCUGUAAAAUUAUCCUGAAAUAGAUGCUACAGUUUCAACAACCAAGCAAUGUCAAUGAAAUGUUUGUCUAUGUGUAUGGUAUUGCUGUAUAUAAAUGUUAUAUGACCUGAAACGAGUACGGUUAAUCAUUAAAGGAACUAAAUCAGGUUUACCCAGUUGGCAGGAAAUAACCACUAGAUGGAGACAAUGUCAAAUGUGAAGUUGCAUUUUAAGCUCAGCUCAAAUGGCAGUCAGUUUACCUUUGACCUGUUAAGGGGCUGCCAAAUUAAUUUAUUUUGUAGGCAAUAAUUUAUCUUCUUUUUAUCAUUUGUUUUUGUUUUUUCCCCAUGAUUUAGUGCAGUUUUAAAUAAUAAAUUGUAAAUGUUGAAUCACCUGCUUGCUGCCACGUAUUGCUGUCUGCAUGUGACCACUACCAAGUGAAAAAUGAAAAGUUUUCCUCAAAAAUCAAGGCUCAGUUGGUUUACCCAUUGUAGAACUAGCAAAUACACCACCCAGAUGCAAAGAGUUAGUUUUAUCAACAAAUAAUUGCGUGGACUGUUUGUACUUAUAAGCAGAAACACUUUUCACUGAAAUAUCAGUCAUGUUCAGGUACGUACACUUGUUACAUUUUUCGCUAUAAUGUUAAAUGUGUGUUCUAAAUGUGGGUCUGCUGGCCUAAGAUGCUAUUUUGCAUUAAAACAAAGACUUUAGAUAUAUUGCUUAUGAAUUGGAGAAAGUGCAAUGCGCAAUAUGGCGGAUUAGUCCCGCCUUCUACAUAAAAUAGAUAAUUGGUAAAGUCAUCGCGUCACUGCAGUUGCCAUUAGAAAUUCCGGUUGCUAUAGAAACAGUGAGUGUUCUGGGCACUUAGUACUGCACAUGCGCAUUGCCUGUUUGAGCAUAAGAAACAAAAUUUGUGAGAAUUUUAUUGUCAGAUUUCAUUGGUGAUUUUAAAUAUGAAAUUUAAUUGUAAGCAUGGUGAAAAGCUUUGGUGAAUUUGAUGUUUCCCCAUUCAAAUAGAUAGGAGUUGUACUUGAAUGACUGAUAGCUCCCCGAGAGGUGUUUCAAAGAUA
This is a messenger RNA of Cyprinus carpio (common carp), 2856 nucleotides long. RefSeq names its product syntaxin-7-like. NCBI's taxonomy places the organism in Eukaryota, Metazoa, Chordata, Actinopteri, Cypriniformes, Cyprinidae. Gene Ontology annotation, biological process: vesicle fusion; vesicle-mediated transport; intracellular protein transport. The record is from RefSeq and is a predicted model, not a curated record. Gene Ontology annotation, cellular component: membrane; endomembrane system; SNARE complex. Gene Ontology annotation, molecular function: SNARE binding; SNAP receptor activity.